Messenger RNA from Schistosoma turkestanicum, 2499 nucleotides. Lineage: Eukaryota; Metazoa; Platyhelminthes; Trematoda; Strigeidida; Schistosomatidae. The record is from the annotation of a GenBank genome assembly.
AUGUGGUUAUUUGACAGUUGCUUUCAAUGGCUACCAAUUGAAUCUUGCAAUUAUGAAAGAUCAAAUGAUUAUGAAGAAUUGGAUAGUAGUGAAACCAAUUCAUCAGAUGAUUUAUUUUGUAUAUGGAAAUAUCCCAGAUGUACAAUUGGUUUACGAUUUAAUUGUGUCAGUACUGAGUUCACUGCAAAAAAACAUGGUGGUGAGAAAGGUAUACCGUUUCGAUUUCAGGUAGAACAUUAUGAAUAUGAUACAAAUCGUCAUUUGGAAUCAUUUGCUUGUCAAAUUAAAGUAUUUAAAAUGAAAGGAGCUGAUCGUAAGCAUAAAACUGAUCGAGAAAGAAUUGAACGUAAAUCUGGCGAUGAUCAAACUAUUUAUAAACCAUCAUUUCCUGUGACUAAAUUAUCAUAUUUACCUAAUAAACAAGUGAAAUUAUUUCAUCAUCAUCAGCAUCAGCAUCAUCAUUCUAAUCAUCAUCACCAGCAUCAUGAUCAUAGAUAUGAUUAUGAUCAAUCAUCCACUAUAACAACAGAUAAACAACAAUUAUCAAUUGACAAUGCUUUCACAACAUCAAUUCUCACUACAUCCACUACUAUCAUCAGUACCAAUACCAACACCAACAUUAACACCACAAUAACUACAUCAAUGUGCAAUAAUUCAUGCCAACAAUUUAAGCUAAAUAAUAUGAGUAAUUUAAAUUUACAAAAUUUGCCAAGAGUGGAGAAAACAGUUUUAAAAGAUAACUGUACACUAAAGAAUUUCAAUGAUAUCAACACCGGUUUUGCAGUGCCUAAACCAAUUGAAUCACCUAGUGCUUUGAAUCGAUCAUUUUCGGAAUUUGUUGCACCUACCUAUCCAAUACAUCGUUCAGCCUAUUCAGUGUUAAGAAAUAUCUCCCCGGGUAUAUCACCUUCACCAUCUUCUAGUCGACGUCUUAAUUAUACUAUACAACCAUGUUUUCAACGACGUAGACGUCCUCGAGUAGGUGAUUGUUGUGCUGGGACUUGUUCAUCUUGUGGGCGUAGUUGUCGAAGUGCUUCUCGAUGGGUACGAACUAGUAAAAAUAGAAUGAUGUGCACCAAUUGGGACAAUUCAACUAAUCGAGCUAAACAAGCCACAUUGAUUUCAGAGAGAAGACGUGCUUCACAUGGUUAUGAAAAUAAUUCACAUUUAACUGAAUUACCGAAGUCCAAACCAAUUCUAAUGAAUAUUUGCUCUCAUCAAUCGGAUUCCAUGAACACCAAUACUACUACUAAUACUACUAAUAAUAAUCAUCAUCAUUCAUCCAUCUAUGAAUUGAGUACAUCUGGUGAAUCAUCUAGCCUGGGUGGUAAUGAUGAACUCAUUCAUUGUACAUCAUCAUUAUUAUUAAUAGAUAAUAAAUAUGAUGAGUACAAAUCAAAACUAUCCUCAUCAUCCCCAUCUACAUCAAUUAUUCUGGCAGAUUAUCCUUUGAAUUCGAUUGUCACUGUUGUACAAUCUGAUGAAGAUCCUUUAUUAGGCAUGUCUUCGUCUAGUGUUGCUACAACUCCAGCAAGUCAUGAUACUGGUUAUUGUAGUAAUGAAAAUCAAUUGAGCACAUCUUCACCACCUAUUAGAUCUACUGUUGAAGAUAUUGGAUAUUGUGCAGAGAAUAAUGACAGUAUCCGUAAUAAUGAUAAUAAUAAUAACAGUACUAAUAACGACGGUAAUAACCAUCCUGAUAAUGACAAUGAUGUUGUUGCUGACGGAGAUUUAUGCAUGAAUAAAUUAAAUUCGGUAAUUCAUCAAACUACAUUAUGUGAUGAUUCAAUGGUGAUGAGUUUGUCAACUAAACCAAAACUUCAAAUUCCUUCAUCGUCAUCGUUAUCCUCCUCCUCAUCAUCAUCGAUCAUGUUGUUACCGAAUGAAUCAUCCAUGUCAUCAGUGUCAUCAGUAUCAGCAUCAUCGGUUUGUUCAUCAACAAUCAAUAAUACUUCAGUUGUUACUGUGAAAUCACCAUCGUUGAUGAAUUCAAAUGUCCAUACUUCUUUAUUGAUGAUACAUUGUGAAAUGACUGCAUCACAAGUUGCACAUUGGUUGCGUCAAUCGAAUUUUGAAAAUCUUGUAGAAACAUUUAAAAAUUUUACAGGUUGUGAUAUACUUCGUCUAGGCAAAGAAGAUUUAUUAUCGAUUUGUGGAUCAUUAGAAGGUUUACGAUUGUAUAAUUCACUUUAUAACAAACCUGCAGUCCCAAGAUGUACAUUAUACGUAUGCUUAAAAGGAGAAAUAAUCUAUCAUGCAAUUAUGUUAUAUGAAAUGAAUGUUAAUGAAUUACGUUGUCGAAUUUCUGUGUUAUUAUCAUGUCGUCAAGAAUCGAUCAAAAUGAUAUGCCUUAUUACAGAAACUAAUAUCCCGGUUUUAUUAACUGAUGAACUUAUUAUUCAAUUCAAAGAUAAAAGUACAUAUCAAAUGAUAUUGAAUCGAAUUGGAAGCAGUAAUAAAAUGAAUUUAUUUUUAAAACCUACACAACAACAACAGUAG